AUGGCUAUAAUGCAUAAGCCACGUGAGCUUCCGGCUCUGCCAGCGCCGCACUCAGACUUCCUCUUCUAUGUUGACAAAAACCCUGAUGUCCCUAUGAUCAAGUUGCUCCAGCCGUACAAAGCGUACGACUCCGUUCUUCGAGAGAUAUUUGCCCAGGAGCCAUCGCAUCCCGCAAUCAAAGACAACCAUGUCAACGUCGUCCCCGUUUAUACGGAGAAGAGAAGAGCAGACAUAAAGAUCCGUGCCCGUGAUAUUGCCAGGGAGUCCGAAAAUGUCCGGCAGAAGUACAUCAUGCCACUUGCAGAUGAUCUUCGCAAACCGAGUGGAAGUCCUGCGCUGGUCGAUAAUCUCAAGGAAUUCCAGACCAACUUUAACCUAUUCUCGGAGAGCUCGCUGUCGGCUCUAGACUGGAAUAAUGUAGUAGCGGCAGGGAGCUCUGUGGUAUCCUCGCUUCUGCCGGUUCCAGAUGCGUAUAGAGGCUCGAAGAGAGGCCUGAGGACGUACUAUCAUGAGCAACUGGCGCCCGCGUCUGACGUUGACUUGUUCUUGUAUGAUCUUACUGAAUACCAAGCUGUUGAGAAGAUCAAACAGAUCGAGCAAAGUAUUCGUGAUUCUAUCCUUGAAGAGACGACCACUAUACGAACCAAGAACGCCAUCACAAUCGUUUCUCGCUAUCCAACGCGUCACGUCCAGAUCGUGCUACGCAUUUACAAGUCAAUCGCCGAGAUCUUGACGGGAUUUGAUGUCGAUUGCAGCUGCGCUGCAUACGACGGAAAACAGAUAUGGCUUGCGCCGAGGGCUGUUGCUGCGUAUAUCACGCAGACUAAUCAUAUCGAUAUUUCUAGACGCUCGCCGUCUUAUGAAAACCGACUUUCGAAAUAUUCACGUCGUGGAUUUGAGAUCAUGUUUUCGGACCUCGACAGGCAACGCAUUGACCCCACUAUAUUCGAAAGGUCCUUUAAGCGUAGCGUUGGUUUAGCUCGCCUCUUGAUACUUGAGAAACUGCCGAAUUCCAGCGAACGUGAUGCUUACAUUGACCAGCGCCGCAGAGAGCGCGGGAGGCCUCAGAUCAAUCGCAACACCAGAUUCAGAUAUACUAUGCACGGCAAUAUCAAAGACCAGUAUGACGAUGAAGUGGCCGAAUGGUUCGAACAGGAUGAAGUCAGCAACUACCAUACGUUUACGAUUCCGUACGGGGAGAAAUUUCACGCGAAGAAGAUAGAGAAGUUGCUCUAUACCAAAGACCUGCUUCUCAAUGCUGAGUGGAACAAGAAGGACCGAGAGGUCAACUUGCAUCGCCACCCAGCGUUCGUCGGCUCGAUCCAUGACAUCGUUGGCGACUGCUGUGGAUGCUGUCCGAAGCCUGCGACCUUGGAAGAAGAAGAGGUUGCCCAAGAGGAGAGCAAUAUAUACGUGUCUGGUGACAUUGAGUUCAUCAAAGAUAACCCAGGACGACAGGCUAUUGGAAGCUUCAAUCCGAUUACGAAUACCGACUGGACUGAGAUGGCCUAUGUUGGCAAUACCGCCCGCUUGUGUCAAGCGAUCGUGGACUGCGACCUGGAGCAUGUCCGGGAUUGGUUGAAGCAGGAGGACGCUGACCCAAACAGACGCGAUAUUACUGGGCGAACUCCUCUUCACCUUGCAUGUAUGUUGUCGAGUCCCGAGAUUGUGAAGUGUCUGGUCGACAACGGAGCGCGCAUGAUAUCCAGACUUGCUGAUGGCCGCACCGCACUCCAUCUCGCGGCUGCCAGAGGCAAUGCAGAGAUCGUCAAGACCCUACUUCUUAGAAGCGAAUUAAACGCAGAGGAAGAAGCAAUUGGAUCAGAGCAACGUCGUGCGGCAGCAUUGAAAGCAAGAGUGACUGCUAAACUCGAGAAGGCCAGAUCCGAGGAUCCAGGAAUGAGUGAGACCGAAGUCAUAGAUGACGACGAGGAAGAUCUAGAUACAGAUGAUGAGGAUGAGAUUUCACUCACUACUGGUUCAUUCGUCAAAGUCAGACCAGAUACUUCUAAAGUCGACAACUUGCUAGACGAGGAGAGCAGGGAGGACCCAGAUAUCUACAAUGUGGACGUGCUCGCAUGGGAUUCGAAUGCGUCGCCACUACACUUCGCAGUCAUCGGUGGGCAUGUCGAAGUUGUCAAAGAGCUUAUUGGGUCAUUCGGUGCUGACGUCCUCCUGCCUAUCAAAUUGCUCAACGACUACGACAGAUCUCCAGAAGGUGCGAUCCUGCUAUUAGUCCUAGCAUUGGCUUCUCCGAACCCCAAAGAGAUGGCCACUGCGUUGAUCAAACUAGGGGCUUCUGCAGCUCAGGCGGAUCUAAAUCAAGCAACAUCAUUGCAUGCCUAUUCCGUCAAACAGCCAGAGCUUCUGCAGGUCUUGUUCGAUGAAGACGGGCCAGCCGUCUCACGUGCAAUAAAUCAUCUUGCUGUGGAAGGGUCGACACGGAGCCCAUCAGCUUAUUCUCCACUCAUGACCGCUAUCAUAGGUAAGAGCACCUUAGGUGCACUCAAAUUACUUGCUGGGGGAGCGAAUCCUCGCAUCGAGUUUGCUGACUAUAUCAAAUCUGUCAUGCUGAAGUUCCAGGAAGUUGCAAAUAGAUCUAAUGAGCAAAAUAUGGCGGAUUAUGGUCAAUCUUUCUCGCAGCCAAUCAUCCAAGCAGUCCAGUCAGAUCUACCAGAGAUUGCUCUCGGGCUACUACGACAUGGCGCGGAUCCCAACACACCUACCCCCAGCGGCUACCUCGUGAAGGCCAAUGACAAGUACAGAGACCAUCGUAAUGGGGAGACGGUCCUGGAUCGCGUAAGACAAAGGUUAAAAGCUCUCAAGGGGUACGAAGAAGUAGCGCCAAACUGGAAACCUAUCAUGCCUGAGCCAUACGAAGACGCGCGAUAUCUUGAUAACCUGAAAGACGGUCCUUACCGCCUCUGGAUGGCCAAACGUAAAAUACAAAAGGCAAGAGAAGCCUACGACCGAGAUCUCAGCGAGUGCCAAAGGAAGUUAACGGAAUGGCAUGAUCGUCAAGGAGUCAGAGAGAAACAGGCCGCUAUCGCCAAGAUGAUUGAUGCUUUUGAGACUCUCGAUGCCGAACUGGUGCGAAACGGCGCAAAGCAAUUUUAUGACUUGUAUCCCAAUAUCAAGAAACCUCAGAAGCAAUACAACUAUUCCGAUUCGGAACAUACGUACGAGAAUGCAGCCGCGUUUGAACUCAGGUUCACUUUCGAUUUACCAGAUCUCAACGACUCAACUAAAGAGGCUUAUCUUGACCUUUUCGAUGCCGCUGCCAUUGGCGAUCUAGCUUGUAUCAAGAAACUGACCCUGGCGGCUUGGGGUCCGAAGAAGGAGUUCCAACCUCUAAAUAUAGCCGUGACUGACAACUUAGGCUACAGCCCAUUCUCACUGGCUUUCUUCCGUGGUCACUUUAGUACUGCCAAGGCAAUUCUUGAAAUCGCACGCGCUCAAUACUCACCACGGGAAGUAGACGCCCGUGCUCGUUAUAGUAUGAAUCCAGCAGAUACUUGCGAAAACGAAGGCGAAAGUGAUGACGACGAGAUACAGAUUUACUCUGAGAUCGUUGACGAGCGCUUCACGGUCGAUAUAGUCCAGGAACUUGCGAAUCAAGUCAAGAGUAAUGUCGCACCAAAUACAAUGCUAUUAUGGAAAUUUCCCUUGGGUUGUUUUGGGAACGACGGCAGUGAUUUCUUGACCUAUGCCAAGCUCAGAGAUACUGAUCCCGAAGACAAUGACAUAGUGGAUAUCAUAUCGCUCGCUGUGGAGGCCGAUGACCUGGAAUUGCUUGAGACCGCUUUCGAACUAGGGUCUGAGUUCAGUCCAUCUUCUGGCUUGAAGAUCGAUGAAUACCACUUUCUACGUGCCAUAUGGAAAGGACGAACUCGCCUGCUGUCCCAUAUGAUAAGACAGACCGGUGUAGGUAUUCCAUUGGAAGUCAUCGUAGAUAAAUCUGGUGUGCCAUCCAAGGAGAAGCCGAAAUACUACCAAGGACUCACCAUUCAUGGGAAGAAACGCAAAGACUGGGCAGAUGCAGGCCGAAACAUGAGCGUACGUCCUCAACACAAGGACUCGCCGCUUCUACUUGCUGCCUACCACUCGAAUAUCGAUUCUGUGGAGUACUUUUCCAGUACGUCGCCCUUACGACAUUAUAACUACUAUGCGGAUGCGAAUAAGGAUGAUAGUAUGCUUCAGAGACUGGCACAAGCUCAGGGAGGUUUCGACAGAGCGAUUUCGGAUUGGCUAGACUCAAGAAGUAAUCUUGUGCUCCAUUGUGCUGUCAUGGCAGAACCGUCAGAGGCGAGUGAGCAACUAGUGUCUUAUCUUUUGAGACAGAAUGCCGACUUGUUGGAGGUUCGAUCGGUCGAUGGAUACACUCCGCUAUCUUUGGCUUUCAUGUUACAGCGGACCGCUAUAGCGAAAGUUCUUGUCGCUGCUGGCGCUGACCAAAGUAUCCGGGACUACAACGGUAGCAACCUGCUCCAUCUAUUACUUGCCGGGAAUGGCUUCAGCAUCUCUGCGUUCACUACUGGCUUCCAAGAGAUGCUCAGUCUCAUCGACAAGCGACUCCUCCCAUCCAUGCUGACCGAGCGGUCUAACAUCGCUGACCCUGGCUCCCUGACUCCGCUUACGCUCUGGUUGUACAAGUGUAGUAAUCUUCGAGAAACAAACGAACCCUUCGAACCUUACGUCCAGCCGAUAGUCUCCCAGAGUAAGGACUGCAUCACAGAAAACCACCUGAUUCUCAACGCGCUGCUUGACCUCGCAGGGCCAGAAAACGAAGACCUCGGUAUUCUCGAUGGCUCAGGGAACUCUCCCGUGCACUUCGCCGUACGCAACCAGCUCCCAACCGUGCUGAAGAUGAUGUUCGCCCGUCGUCCCGAUCUUCUGUACCGCGAGAACGCAACAGGCAGUACGCCUGUCGAGCUAGCACAAGACGCAUGGUCCAGCUCUUGUUUUAAGAACACACAACUUCCCGAACAACAUGCGUGGUCUAUUCGCUACCUAAGAGUCUACGACGAUCACGUCUCAGGGAUCGAAACUGUGCCUCCCAAGUCUUUCCUCCCGGCGAAGCUCGCAUCUAGGCCGCACAAGCGUAAGCUGGUGUCUCUUCUCGAGGCGAACGAGGUCGCAAGGCGAAUUGCCGGGAAACAUUCGAGUGGGCACCAGGGGCGUCGUGUGCGAAACAAGGGUAGAAGCGAUUAUGAGGAGAAGGCGGAGAAUGAUGUUGGGGAGAUGGAGAGUGGUAAAUGGAGAGCGGACGAGGUUAGUCGAUGGGUCGGCAUGGCGGCUUUGGGCGAUGGGUUUGCCAGCAGUGAUGUAGGAGCCGCAUGCAAGAAGCUCGAGAGUCAGCUGAGUGCCCUGAGCUUGUAA
Messenger RNA from Pseudovirgaria hyperparasitica, 5379 nucleotides. RefSeq names its product ankyrin repeat protein. The transcript has 9 exons. Lineage: Eukaryota; Fungi; Ascomycota; Dothideomycetes; Acrospermales; Acrospermaceae. The coding region runs from base 1 to 5379 and encodes 1792 amino acids. Gene Ontology annotation, molecular function: protein binding. The record is from RefSeq and is a predicted model, not a curated record.